AUGGAACAAGACGAAAAUGUCCAUGAUAAUGGGGCACCCGUCCUAAAAGAGGAUGAGGUUGCUGACGCAUCAAUAGAGUCAGAGUUCUCGUUUGAUAACAAAUCCAAUGAUUUUUCCGACUUGCUAGAGUCACGUUUUUUCCAACGCAAUGUAAAGACAGAGUCAAUUGAAGACGAAGCCAAAUACAAACCAGUGAAAGAUAACGACACCUUGAAUUUAAAAUUGGAGGAUAUUAAUUUAAAAGACAAACCAAUAGAUCCAUUGAAUAAGGGUAAAAACAAAGACGAGGAGAGUGAAAAUGUAAUUUUAAAUGCUGAAGAUGUAGAGGCUUUAAGUAAUAGAUUAGGUGGACUGGGAAUGCAUAAAAAAGGACUCCAGGGUUUAGAUAAAGAGGAAGUCAAUAAAAUGAUAUACGAAACAUCAAAAGGAUCAAAGUUUUUCAAAAAUGAAGCUAUCAAAGAUGCGGCUGUCACGGCAAGAAUCAAAAAGAUAUUAGAGAAUUAUAACAUUGUAAAGAAACUCGACCUAUCAUCAGAAUCCGCGAUUGUAAAAGCCAAGCUCAAAGAAUUAGAAAAUAUCAGAGACUUCACACAAACGAUCGUCCACAUUGACAUGGAUGCAUUCUACGCAUCGAUUGAAGAGCGUGAUAAUCCCGAACUUCGUACAAAGCCGAUGGCCGUUGGAGAUGAGAUGAUGUUAGCCACCGCGAAUUACGAGGCACGUAAAUACGGUGUGCGGUCUGCUUUACCAGGAUAUAUCGCAAGAAGGCUGUGCCCGCAAUUGAUUAUUGUUCCUGCUUCCGGAGAAAAGUAUGGAUUGGUGACAAGUCAAAUACAAGAAAUCUUUUCGCAUUAUGAUUCCACUUUUAAUAUGACGAGUAUGGACGAGGCAUAUUUGAAUAUCACAAAAUAUUUGAGUAAAGCUGAGCAGACGCCCGACGAAGUUGUACAAGAAAUACGUCAAGAGAUUUCAAAGAAAACUGGAGGAUUAACAGCGAGUGCGGGAAUCGCUUGUAAUAUGUUGUUAGCAAAGAUAUGUUCUGAUCUUAAUAAACCCAAUGGACAAUAUAAACUUGAAAACGACCGUCAAUCGGUUAUGGAGCUCAUGAAAGAUUUAAAUAUACGUAAAAUUCCCGGUAUUGGACGAGUAACGGAAAGGAUAUUGAAUGCACUUGAUAUAAACACUUGUGGCGAUUUGCAGGGUAAACUUGUGAUAAUCCAUCAAGUAUUCACUUACACUUUCUUCAACUUUGUUGCUCGUGCUGCUUUAGGUAUUGGCUCUAUAGAUGUUGCAUUCAAAAUGAAAAGAAAAAGCAUGAGUGUUUCGAGAACUUUUGCUGCACUGCAUAAACCAGCCGAUCUUCGAAAAAAACUCCGCGAAUUGGCAAAACACUUAGAGAAAGAUCUCGCCAAGCAUAAUUUUGAAGGUUGUCAUAUCUCUUUGACGUUGAAAAUGACUUCCUUUAAAUUAUUGACGAGAGGAAGAUUGAUUAAAAAGUUCAUUUAUUCCGCUGAUGAUUUGUAUAAUUACGGAAAAGUGAUUUUAGACGCUCAUCUACCACUCAAUUUACGAUCCAUGGGAAUUCGUUUGACUCGUUUACGAUCUAGAGAUGAACCUUUAAAGCGGGGAAUAAAAAGAUAUUUUGAUUUACAAGAAGGAAUCAAGCCAAAAAGAUUACGUUCAGAUACCCAAUCCACCAGCAUUGAAGUUUUCAAGGAAAAUUUACCCAAUGUACUACUACUAACCGAAAAUACUGCAAGCUUACCACUUAGUCCUAUUAAAGGUUUGGACAACAUUAAAAUCUUUAAGGAUGAAAAUAAUAAUGUCAUUGGCGAACCAGGAUCUUCUUCGAUGGCCGCGUACCCUGAACACAAAGAAAUGAUUAAAAAACAUAAUGAUACAACAAUAGCACCACCAUCAUCCGAGAUCAACAAUAUUGAGAAAGAAAACCCGUCUUGGGAGUGUCCGAUUUGUGGCCAGGCAUUUGUUACGUUAUCUAAUUUACGCAUGAAUACUCAUUUGGAUUUUUGUUUGGGAAAAGAGAAGAGAAAGAAUUUAGGCAUAAGUAAUAGUAAAACGAAACGAAGGAAUGGAAACAAAUCAACGAGAGCACGAAAAAACGGUGAUAAUACACGAAACAUUUAA
This is a messenger RNA of Ambispora gerdemannii, 2145 nucleotides long. Lineage: Eukaryota; Fungi; Glomeromycota; Glomeromycetes; Archaeosporales; Ambisporaceae. The record is from the annotation of a GenBank genome assembly.